ACGAGAUGGUCAGCUUUCGAGCCGGUACAGCAAAAUGCUGGAUGGACACUGCUCUCUGGUAUGGCAACUCGUCGCUGUUAUAGUCCUUCUGACCAUCGGAAACACCACUGCCUAUUUUGGUUUAACUGGUAAUGAACCACUCACCAUCUUGCCUCUGACACAAGAAACAGAGCAGACUCACGGGAAGGCCCACUUCAAGGUCUGUGAUCGUCUGAAGUUGGAGCGGAAGCAGCGACGGAUGUGUCGGCGGGAUCCAGGAGUGGCCGAGACCCUAAUGGAAGCAAUCAGUAUGAGUGCCCUUGAGUGUCAGUACCAGUUCAGAUUUGAGAGGUGGAAUUGCACUCUGGAAGGACGGUACAGGACGAGCCUUUUGAGAAGAGGUCAGUUAUUUCUGCUUUUGCACUGUGUUUUAAAAGAGACUGCCUUCUUGUAUGCCAUCUCCUCUGCUGGGCUGACUCAUGCUCUGGCCAAGGCCUGCAGUGCUGGUCGAAUGGAGCGAUGCACCUGUGACGAAGCUCCCGACUUGGAAAACCGGGAAGCUUGGCAGUGGGGAGGCUGUGGGGACAACCUCAAGUACAGCAACAAAUUUGUCAAAGAGUUCAUGGGACAGAAGAAAUCCAACAAAGAUUUACGAGCACGUGUAGAUCUGCACAAUACCAAUGUUGGUGUUAAGGUUAUCAAAUCUGGGGUGGAGACCACCUGCAAAUGUCAUGGUGUUUCUGGUUCCUGCACCGUUCGGACUUGCUGGAGACAAUUGGCCCCUUUCCAUGAGAUUGGCAAGUUACUCAAACUGAAAUAUGAGACAUCGCUCAGUGGCAGCACAACCAAUGAAGCGACUGGCGAAGGGGAAAUUACACCACCGAAGAAAGCCAUUGCAGCUACCUACCACCAGCAAAACCAGAUCCCAAGGACUACUGACUUAGUCUAUAUUGAUGACUCGCCAAGCUUCUGUCGGCCAAGCAAGUACUCACCAGGUACUGCAACGCGGAAAUGCUAUAAGGACAAGAAUUGUGAGAGCAUCUGCUGUGGUCGAGGGCACAAUACCCAGAGCCGAGUGGUGACACGACCCUGCCAGUGCCAAGUGCGCUGGUGCUGUUAUGUGGAGUGUAAACAAUGUACUCAAAGAGAAGAGAUAUACACCUGCAAAGACUAACGGUUUCCAAAGAAAAACAAAACUAUGGAAAACCAGGGUGAAGAGCACAAUGGAUCUUCCUGAAGAAACAAUGCAACAAAUCCCAAUGUUCCUAAAAGUAGUACAGAGAAAAUUCAGGUUUCUAAAUACAACAAAUGUAUAAACUGCAGAUCUUUUGCAUUCAAACAGCUAAAGUCUGAAGUCAGACAACACAGAUGGUAGACAGAUAUUGAAUGGUGAAAGGGUGGGUUCUAAGUAAACUACUUUAUUUGCAUCAUCAUGGAUAUGAUGAAUCUCUGUAAAGGUAGUGCAUCUCAAUGGCAAUUGAACAUGACAACAAGGGCUUCACAGAUGAGGUGGUUAAGAAUUUGAGAAAAUUAGUUUUAAUUAAUUACCACUGGAUUUGUUCAGGCCAACAGUUUUAAGGGGCAAAGCAUGCCACUUGAUCCUCAUUUAGUUAAUUAAUGAGUUUUAAAGAUGUCUUCCAAGUAUUGGACAGGACGAGCAGAGGCAGCAAAGCUCAGUGGUUCCACUUGGGCUCGAGAAGAAGAAUGAAGAAAGACCAUUAUGCAAUAAAUAACCAAAGCUCAUUGGAUGAAAGGUUGCCAAGAAAGUGCCCAUAAGCCAAAUACUUAACAUUCAGUGGGAAUUCAGAUGAAUUAGCAUCAAUAAGGACAGCAACAUAUUAAUGGUGUUCUUUAUUUUUUCAUGGAAUGGUAUAAUAUAAUGUACUCUGUACUUUAGCGGUAAGCCACAUAGACUGGGUUUGAUUUCCUCCCUGUACUGAAUUAUUUGAUCUCCAUUGGGAUAGAGCCAGGGAUUCUUCAUUUGGUUUCACUACCCCACAUUGAGGGAUAGGGAAAAGACUCUUAUGUCCAGACAGGUCUGACUCCUUAAGACUGAUUCCCCGGGAGGAGCUCCAGCUCCAAGGAUAUGAGGCAAAAAGCUUUGUGGGAUCACCGAUAAAACGUAAUAGCUGAAUAGAUUUAUUAUUUGUGUAGUUCAGACGGACACUCCAGGAAGGCCACAGGCUUGAUUGCUAGUGCUGACCCUUAUGAACUGGACAAGUAAUAGUAAGAUUUGAGAUUACAGAGAGGAAGCUAACAGUACCUUUCUUUCCUAGUUAUUACACUGUAACACUUGUUGGAAGUGCAUGAGUGUAAAAGGAAAGUUUUUGGGUUUAAGUUGCAAUGUUGCUUAUAGUUCCAAAGCCUACCUUCCCCACCCCAACACUACCCUUAUCAACCCCCAAUGAUUAAAUAGCCUCGCAACCUACUGUUUUCAUGAGUCCUGUUUAGUAAUCUGACAAUGGAUGACUGGUUCCCAGGGUACUGCCCUCCUGCAAGGAACAUGCCUUCCAGGGAGGGGAAUGGUGGGGGUGGGGUGGUAUUGCUGGUGGUGGUGAGGGAGUAGGGGCAGAGGAGGAGUAGAAGCUGAUGAGAAUCCAAAUCCAUGAGACAUUCCAUAGUUUACUUAGAGAUCUUGCCAAGAUCUUGGCAAAGCUUUCCUUAACCUCAGUGUGCCUUUUCUGCGGGGUCAUUUGGUUUCUGUAUUCUGUAGGGCUUGGGUUGGUUCCCCAUGAUCCAACUACAAUGAGGAACCAAAGAAGCUUUUGUACAUGUAAAAAGUUCCAAGAAGAGUGAUAACUUCUUGUGGUUCUUUCAUUCCUGGGACCUACAUUUGAAUCCAGCGGUGGCAUCAGGUAGAUUCUUCAGUCUGAUGGCUAUUAAAUGCUGGGUUUCUGGAAGAUGUGCAGCAGUGUCUAUGCCUAUAGACGUUAAUAUUCUGUUUAUAGUGGGGCUGGGACUAUCCUCAAAUUAGCGCCAACUGUCAUGAAAUGGCUCAUAUAAAUGGCUAUAAAAUGUGAACCUUGGAUGGUUAUGUGCCCCCAGAGCAUGUUUUUGAGUUCCCACAAUUCAAACACUCAAUGAUCUCAUUACCUUGUGGUAUUCCUAACAAAACAAGGCCUAUAAGGCCUAUAUGAAUGUUUACCAAUGGAUUGUGGUUCUCUGCAAGCUGAGAAAUUUGACAAGCAGGAAUCAUACACAGAAAAUACUUGUGAUAUAAAGCAGACAAGAGAUGUGGCCCAUUGCUUUCAUUCAAUCAUUUACCUGAAGUCUGCCAGGAAACAAACUAGUCCAUCCCAAUGAGUCCUUCAUCAACACCAGAUUGAAGAUGUAAUUGCAGUUGAAGUCUCAGAAUGCUCCAGUUACCAGGUAUCAUAUAAUCAGAGCAAUAUCUGCCAUUCUCACUCUAUGACAGUUGCAGGCUAAUUAUACAUGAUGGAGAAAGCACUGGACAAUAAAACUAGGGAACUCUUAUGAGAUUCUGUGCAAAGCCAACUGUGGAGUGCUGCCUACUUUCAUUGAAUGCAGAAAGGAUGUGAAUUUGUUCCCAAGACUCUGGUUCUACAGACCAAAGACUGGCAGAUACUUAAAAAGACAUGGCAGAACAUGUUCAUAUAAAGACUGGUCUCUGACACUAACAUAUUGUGCUUAAGUGGAUUUAACUGCCUGGAGAUCUGUAAGGAUUGGCAGUAAUUACAUAUUCCUCACUCUGUUAUAACAAUUUGACGUAUCACUGAGCAUGCUCACAAACUACUAUUUAACCCUGACACCCCUCGUUUCUACUGGCUGAAUUCAAACAACUCUACCCUCUUUAGGGUAACGUUCUUAAAAGAAGUAAGAAGACUGCAAAAACAAGAGCGCA
This is a messenger RNA of Pristis pectinata (smalltooth sawfish), 3841 nucleotides long. It is a transcript of the gene wnt9a, whose product is annotated as wingless-type MMTV integration site family, member 9A. Lineage: Eukaryota; Metazoa; Chordata; Chondrichthyes; Rhinopristiformes; Pristidae. Gene Ontology annotation, molecular function: cytokine activity; frizzled binding. Gene Ontology annotation, biological process: multicellular organism development; cell fate commitment; canonical Wnt signaling pathway. The record is from RefSeq and is a predicted model, not a curated record. Gene Ontology annotation, cellular component: extracellular region.